Messenger RNA from Ogataea angusta, 3870 nucleotides. RefSeq lists its product as uncharacterized. Gene Ontology annotation, biological process: SREBP signaling pathway. The record is from RefSeq and is a predicted model, not a curated record. Lineage: Eukaryota; Fungi; Ascomycota; Pichiomycetes; Pichiales; Pichiaceae. Gene Ontology annotation, cellular component: Golgi membrane; endoplasmic reticulum membrane. The coding region runs from base 1 to 3870 and encodes 1289 amino acids. The transcript has a single exon. Gene Ontology annotation, molecular function: sterol binding; protein binding.
AUGCAAUCGAGCCCGUGCCUGUUACAGACCUGGGAGCGACUUAUAUCUGCCCGAUACACGGCAUGGCUCCAGUUUCUGCAAUCCAAGCACCGCAGAAUUUUGCAGCAUUUGCUGGAGCAUCCGACCGCCUUUAUUCUCUGGCCGACCACCAUCCUUUUUGUACUGAGCUAUCCCACGCUCUACUCGCUGUAUGCGUCCACAUCAAGCGUCUUUCCAACAUCUCUUAGCGACACCAGCUACGUUAAGACGGUUGAUAUUCACCUCGCUGACAGCCCGCUGGCCGAGCCUGACUUCUUCAUGAAAAGUGUGUGGAUCCAGCCGAACCUAAACUGCGAAAACCGCACUCUGUCUGGCGCGAUGGAAGCCGUGGCGAGGAGGAAGUCUCACGGAGCUCUGAAUAAAGAAUUUUUGCUGGAUGUCUUACAUUUACAGCAAGAAUUAAUACACGGCUUAGAGACAGGAGACGAUUCGCUGGGAGAUGGAUCCAUAUACAUACACUCGCCUCUCGAAUACUGGCAUAAUAACGAAACGUUGCUGCGCAGCGACACAAAUGUGCUUAAAACCAUUCAUCUCAUGGAGUCUCAGAAAGCCAAUUGGAGGGUCCCUCUGUCGCGAUUUCGACUGCUUUCAGGAAUUAGCAAGGUGGAUGGAAUAGUCAAGAGUGCCGAAUCGCUGCAGCUCUGCAUCAUUUAUCCGACCCAGGCCUCACGCCAUUUUGAGCAAAUUUGGGAGGAAAAUUUGCAGACGGCCAAAUCAAACAACAAGUUCCACGUCUUUGAGGCAGAGGACCCUGGAAAAACCAGCUUUAAGCUCACCUACAAAAAAUGUAAUUUCCUGGAGAGUGCUCUGGUAGCGGCUGCUCCCGUGCUUGUGGCUGUCUAUGCCAUAAUAUCUCUAACCAACGUUCACUCCAUCAAGUCGAGAACUGGCCUAUUUUGUGCCUACGCUGUCCAGAUCACUUUUUCCAUAUUCUCCAGCGCAACUUUGUCAACGUAUUUUUACAGGACUCUUGACCUUUCUCAACUCCCGCUCUUGAUCACUCUGUCAAUCGUGCUACUGGUGAGCAUAGAAAAUACCUUUCGACUAGUGGUGGCAACGUCGCGGACAUCCGACGAAAUGUCUGUGAGCACUCGUAUUUGCAAGGCGGCGCUUUCAAGUCAUCCGCUGUCCACGACGAUCGUCCUAGCAGACAUCGCCUUGCUGGUUUUGGCGUUGCCAUUUCUGAGCGAGCUCGCCAGAAAGCAUGUGCUUUUCACUUCGCUGACCCUCGUGUUCGACCAUCUGUUGCACGUCAGCUAUUUCACGACAAUUGUGGGAAUAGAUAUACGCCGACUUGAGCUGCAAGAUCUUUUGCAAAGGUCGAAUAAGCACGACGAUUCUCAGGAUCAGGAGAUGCAAAUGAGGCCGCUUGGUUCUGGCUCUAUCUUUUCUUCGGCUUUGCUCAGUCCACAAAACAACAGAGACCGCGGGGUGUCAUUCUGGACGACUGCACGGCAGUACCUCUUCAAGGUGAAACUUCCGCUAUUCAAGUCCUUUCGUUCAAGUGUUGCCAUUGUGCUGGUUGUAUUUUUACUAAUAUCCAAAUGGACCUGUGGCGUAAACUGCCACAUUCCCCAGACUUUCGCGUCUAUGCAGUCGAUGUUUGCAAACGCUUCAGUGAUGGCUCUUCAAAGCAUGUCUUUGGAUUUUUUCCCCGAUAAAAAAGUGCUGGCAGCCGAGCUGCUUCAGCUAUACUCGAAAUUUGCGAAUUCACAGAAAGACCAGUUUAUCGUUUCUAUUUUGGAUCCCACAGUGGUUCUUGCGAAAGAUGCUGUGCAGCCUUUCGCGGAGCCGCUGCUUGUUGGCUCCAACCAGGAAACGGUCUUCAAUUUUGACAUGCUCUACAUUCUGGAGUUUUUGAGCUGUUUGACGUUUGUGAUGUCCAGUGCGCCUUUAAUUCUCAAAUAUUUCCUGGCCAAAGAUGGCAUCAACGUUUCUUCAGGGUUGGGAGGAACGCUGGAAACCGCGCCGGAAAACCAGCACACCGCUUUCAACUCCAAAGAACUGGUCAACGGCCAUUUCCUGGACGUUGUGCGCAUAUCCACCUCUUCCUGUCCGUUCAUAGUUUCUGUGGGGAUGGACCACAAGAUUCUCGUCUGGUCGCCAAUGACGGUUCCUCUUCCUCCUCCUACACAGCUGCCUCUCAGUGGAACUCUGUUGCCUGUCACCAAUGUGGUGAUGUCAAACACAGGCUCUCUAAUCACUGUGUUCAGUAAAUCCGGGGCGGUGAAAUGCUGGUCGCGGUUUACCAUGUCGUGGAUAUGGACGUGUCAGGUCGAUGAGCUGAUAAAUGACACUCCGUUGGAGUCUUUUUUCAGAGCUCGAACGAGUCCUCAGCUAUCACGCUCUAAAGUCAAGACCGUGACUCGGAAAUCAAAGCUUUCCAAACAGGUACGCUUGGAUGACAGCUCGUCGUCCGAAGAUAGUCCUGCGCCGUCUGUGCAUCCGAUAGUUCGCGGAAGGACGUCUUUAAAUCGGGCUUUUCUUGGUCAUGGACGGUCGCCGUCUGUCGACUCGACGUUCGACCGGGGAAAGCAUUGCGGUCCCAAUGUGAACAAAAAUGAAGAGUUUGUGAUGGUGCUGAGGAACGGCGAUAUGGUGACUGUUAACUGUGCAGACGGGUCAAUGACAAGGACGAAUUUGACCCAGCACAAGCUAAUAUGCUGCAAAAAAAUAGUUACACCCAGAGUCAACGACAGAGUCGUGGGGGUGCUGGACGACGGGUCUUUGGUGGUUGCCACAGCGAUCAACAACAAGUGGAAGGUGAGGUCUGUAAAGGUGCAGACAGAAAGCUACAAUUCUGGCAAGCGACUAAUUACACCAGCGAUGAUCUCCAGAACCUCGUCGAUGAACCAGAAAUCUCUCGAGUCGUUGCAAAAGCUGCGUGCGAACGUGGCCCUUGGGUCGCAGUCUGCGAUUGAGGUGGAGCAGCUCCCCGACACUCCGGAAAGAGAUUAUUCCGGCGCGGUGAUAGAGCCUGUUCCGUUUGUUGGAAUGUUUGUGAGAGCAUGUGAUCUGACGGCGGAGCUGAUCGACGUGAACUCGGGCACUAUGCUAAAAUCGGUCAACAUCGGCCAGUUCAAACCCAACACUUUUAAAGUGUUUCACGCAGAGCCGUCUCAUUGCCGGUUCUGUGGAUGUGCUUCCGUGAGCUCCUUUUCCAUAGCAUACACAGAGCUGGAAACUGAUACACUCAUCGUGCACACUUUCUCCAUCGACAACAAGGCCAAAAACAGCAUUUGCAUGAGAGUCGAGAGAGACCCCCGCGAGACGCGGUGUCUUGGUUUUGCGUCGGUGACAGAGCACCAGCACUGGCUGAGCAACGUGGAAGGCUGGUGUCCAACAGACCUCAAUUUUCUGAUUGGAGUGCGCAAAAAAACGAACCCUGAGGACGAUACAAGAGACGUUUUUGGCUACAGCUCGAGCAAACGGCUCAUAGAGGGCGAACGGCUGCGGAGUCGCAAGAGCAAGCGUGCUGCUGCUGAAAUGAAACUACAUGAUAUUUGGGAAGGAUGGACCAUGACCGCUACGGGAGAGGUGAAAUACUACGAGAUUCCGAGCGGCGCCAGUUCAGGGCUUCUGAUCAGACGCAUAGGCCCUGUUCAGAAAUUUGGGCACAAAUCGAUCGUCGUCUCGUUUGGCAACAUUAUGAAGAUCUUGUACCUGGGAAACGACAAUUUGAUCGAUAACGGAGAAACAGAAGGUGAACUGGCUGUUCCUUCUGUACAGCCUCCCAACGCGUUAGGAUUCAUCAACAGAAGACGCAGAAUGAAGCUGACGAAGUACGAAUUGACACACUCGACAAAUUUCAGCGACGUUGACGAGGAGUGA